AUGCCUAGUGACCAGAAUGGAACCUGGGAGAUGGAGAGCAAUGACAACUUUGAAGGCUACAUGAAGGCAUUAGAUAUUGAUUUUGCCACCCGCAAGAUUGCCAAGCACCUAUCUCAGACAAAGAUAAUUAAUCAAGAUGGUGAUAACUUCAAGACAAAAACAAACAGCACAUUCCGGAACUACGAUUUGGAUUUCACUGUUGGAGUUGAAUUUGAUGAGCACACUAAAGGGCUGGAUGAUAGGCACGUUAAGACUCUAGUGAUCUGGGAAGGAGAUAAGCUGGUGUGUGUGCAGAAAGGAGAGAAGAAGAACCGAGGGUGGAAACAGUGGGUGGAAGGAGAUAGACUGCACUUGGAGCUGACAUGUGAAGACCAAGUAUGCCAUCAAGUAUUUAAGAAGAAGUAA
This is a messenger RNA of Gracilinanus agilis (Agile Gracile Mouse Opossum), 405 nucleotides long. It is a transcript of the gene RBP2, whose product is annotated as retinol binding protein 2. Gene Ontology annotation, biological process: fatty acid transport. The record is from RefSeq and is a predicted model, not a curated record. The transcript has 4 exons. Gene Ontology annotation, molecular function: fatty acid binding. Gene Ontology annotation, cellular component: nucleus; cytosol. The coding region runs from base 1 to 405 and encodes 134 amino acids. NCBI's taxonomy places the organism in Eukaryota, Metazoa, Chordata, Mammalia, Didelphimorphia, Didelphidae.